Letharia columbiana is the source of this 267-nucleotide messenger RNA. RefSeq lists its product as uncharacterized. The transcript is spliced from 2 exons. The record is from RefSeq and is a predicted model, not a curated record. Bases 1 to 267 code for a protein of 88 amino acids. Lineage: Eukaryota; Fungi; Ascomycota; Lecanoromycetes; Lecanorales; Parmeliaceae.
AUGACUACAAAUCAAUCAGACAGUCGUAAGGUGCGAGAAGUUCGACGUAGGCAACGUCAACACAAACGCACAACUGAGAGUAAUCAUGGGGCCAUCGCCGAAGAGCCUGCUCUCCAGCUCGCUCGUUACUUCAACGCGAAGGACGAGGAGGAGCUCAGAAGUGAGCGUUUGAGCCGGGAGGCCGUGGUUGUUUUGGCGCGUUUGGAAGAGGAGAGGCAGAUGAUGAGGGAGGCGCUGGGGGUCUCUGGCCGGGUGAGAGAUUCGUAA